Messenger RNA from Cladophialophora immunda, 2194 nucleotides. RefSeq lists its product as uncharacterized. Lineage: Eukaryota; Fungi; Ascomycota; Eurotiomycetes; Chaetothyriales; Herpotrichiellaceae. The transcript has a single exon. The record is from RefSeq and is a predicted model, not a curated record. The coding region runs from base 299 to 1732 and encodes 477 amino acids.
AAACAGUUUUCUUCUGGCAUGUUCCGGCGGCGUCUUGAGGAGUACCUGACAGCGUGCUACAUUCUUGCUUUUCAUUCCGUUUGUUCUCCUUGAUUUCUCACUGAUCCACUUCGCAUUCACUAGGUCGUUGUCACGAACAAGGAGCGCCGGCAGUUGUGUGCGAGUAGUGGCAUUCUCUCACUACUGAGUUGCAAGCAAGUCCCGGCGUGGAGAGUGACUCCUCUCCAUCUCUCUGAUUUUCAAAUUUCGGGCUUUUGCCAUUAGCCUCUCCUUCAGCAAUCAUCCAUCUAGCCAGGAGAUGUCGUACGCACGCGGAACAGAACUCGACCCCCUGGUCGACCAAUUCCAGCAUCUUUCUACGAAAUCUCGCGCAAAUGAAGCUCUCCACAUCCUGAAGAAGACCGCCUCGAUAGUGAAGCCCAUCAUGCGAAUCCGCAAUUGGCGUGUCGGAAUGCUAUGCGAAUUCUUUCCCGAGGACCACGGACUGCUGGGUCUGAACGUUAAUCGCGGCGAGAAGAUCUACCUCCGGCUGCGCUACCCCGGAGAUGAUACGCAAUUCCUACCGUUCGAGAAUGUGGUGGAUACCAUGCUGCAUGAGUUAUCUCACAUUGUCCACGGUCCACAUGAUCAGGCUUUCCAUGCCCUCUGGGACAAACUUCGCGACGAGCACGAAACGCUCCUUCGCAAGGGUUAUACUGGCGAAGGAUUCCUCGGGAAAGGAACCCGGCUGGGUGGUCGGGGCAUACCCAGAGCUGAGCUUCAACGACAAGCCCGUGCAGCGGCGGAGAGACGUCGGCAGGUAUCCGUCCUUUCGCAGGGCAGCGGGGGGAAAGUCGGCGGUCAGGGGAUCUUGCGAGGCCAGAAUGCUCGGGAGAUAAUUGCCGCAGCUGCCGAGAAACGCAAUCGCAUCAGCCGCGGCUGUGGCAGUGCCAUUCCUGAUAUGGGUCGGAAGAUAAUGCAACAAGAGGCUAUCAAAAAGGAGAAGGUCACCACCACCAAGGCGGACAAAGCGGACGAAGAUGAGGCGGCAUUGAUGCAGGCAUACAUUGACAUGAUUCAAGAAGAAGAGGCGCAGAUGGUCGGCGCGGGAUACAUCCCUCCCAGCCAGGACAAUCCCACCGGAGGCGUCCAGAAGGGCAACAGCAUCUUCCCGCCUGUUGACACGAGAUCCCUGCGGGAAGAACAACUUCAGAUUGAGCGGCAACUGCAGCAGCAGGCACAGUCGGGCAAGGAGUAUGAACCCGAGACAAAGCCAAAAGCGAAACCGAACACCCCACCUCUCCACCACCCGCCGCCAGAACUGCCUCAAGAUGAAGAAACCUGGACCUGCGAUGUCUGCACCCUCAUCAACCCGAUCAACUACCUGCUGUGCGGAGCCUGCGAGACAGAGCGACCAGCCAUCUACGCGCAGCCUAUCCCCACCUCGCCCUUGCCAUCAGCAUCCGCCAACAGCUCGUACCCCGGACCCAGAUCUCAAGCCAACACCUCCCUGCCUCGCUCAUCCAAGCCUCCCGCCUCGGGGUCCCGCGCAUAUAAUGCCCGUCCCAACCAUCCUUCCUCGGUCCUUGCCCCACGCCUCGGCGCCGCCGAUAACAUCGCCCGUUUCGAAGCAGCGGCCAAGGAAAAGGCUCAGACCAAUCCCCUAGGAUGGACCUGUGGCCGCUGUGGAACGUGGAUGGAAAAUCAGUGGUGGACGUGUAGCAUGUGUGGACGGAUGAAAGACACUUCAUGACCGAAGAUUUCCAACACGCAGGGAGUUGAGGGAAGGGGAUGUGUGCAUUGGUACUUGGAGCCUGCAUGAAAACAGAUAGGGCAACGGGAUUGGGUAAGACGCAAGGGGAAUGAACCAUGUCCAGUCGAGCUGCCUGGAGCUUACGAUAACGAUCUUCUUGUUUGAGCGCAAAGAUAUGCUGCGUGGUCUUCUUUUCUUACCAUACCUUGACUAGGGUUGAUGGAUGUACAUGAGCAACGGCAGUAUGGACUGCGGAGACGACUUGAGGACAGAAGGCCGUGGGUGUGUCCAUGGUGAGAAGGACAACAUCAUACAUUUGAUCCAAGGCAUACUUUCCUUCGCUGUAGUGCGUGGUAUGUACCUUUGCAGCGGGAUUGUCAGACAGAGGCACUUCAAUGUAUAGAAACUUGCAACGCAAUCGUCAAGAGGGGCAAGUUUGGGAUUGCUAUUCCACUCCCUACA